GCUCGCCUCGACUGGAUGAGUGUCUCUCCGUCGACGGACGGUGGUUUUGAUUCUCUCUCAACUUUGCCGCCAUGACCAUCACCCGGCCGGGGACGUGAAGGAGGAAGAUGGGGUGGAGAAUGUAAAGAAGAAGAUGCCUCAUGGGUCGCUCCAUCACCGCCAGUGCGCCAGUCGGGGGGUCGUCAGCACCAUAACAAAGCCAUGCCGAGGUUCAGCGUCAAAUGGGGGGUCGCCGUCUUGUUGAUGCUGCUGGUCGGCGGCGUCUUCUUCUUCUGCGAGUAUCUCAUUUACUUCCCCACCAUCCUCAAGUGCGCCUGGCCCAGGAUCGAGCAUGCGCGCGGGGGGGAGGAAUCGCCGCCGGUCCGCGCCAUGGUGCUGUCGGACACGCACCUCCUGGGGGCCGUGGGGGGCCACUGGUUCGACAAGCUGAGGAGGGAAUGGCAGAUGGAGAGAGCUUUCCAGACCGCCGUGUGGCUCCUCAGGCCCGAGGUGGUCUUCAUUCUGGGGGACAUCUUCGACGAGGGCAAGUGGAGCACCCAGAAGCACUGGGAGGAUGACGUGCGUCGGUUCCACAGGAUGUUCAGACACUCCAGCAACACAGAGCUGGUCGUACUGGUUGGUAACCACGAUAUCGGCUUCCAUUACGAGAUGGACUGGUUAAAGCUGCAGCGCUUUGAGAAGGUCUUCAAUGCCUCCUCCACCAGGAUCGUCACCAAAAAUGGAGUCAAUUUCCUGCUGGUGAACAGCGUGGCCCUGCAUGGUGAUGGCUGCCCCAUCUGCCAGGCGGUGGAGAAGGAGCUCAUCAAACUCUCCAGAGACCUCAACUGUUCUCUUAGUCAGAGCUCACAUUCUGGCACCGCCGCAGCAGUGGACGGCUGUGAGGCCGCGCAGGUGUACCCCCCCACACCCCCCAUCAUGUUACAGCACUACCCGCUGUACAGAGUGAGCGACGCAGGCUGCACCGGCAUAGACGCAGCGCUGCCAGGAGAGCGACACCUUCUGUUCAGGGAGAAGUAUGACGUGCUGUCCAAGGACGCCUCCCAGAGGCUGCUGCAGUGGUUUAAGCCCCGCCUCAUCCUGAGUGGCCACACCCACAGCGGAUGCGAGGUUCUUCAUGGCAACAAGUACCCGGAAAUUAGCGUGCCAUCCUUCAGCUGGAGGAACCGCAACAAUCCCAGCUUCAUCCUGGUGGGUGUCUUGUCAGGGGCGGUACGUGACUUCCGGGAAAGGCGUCAGUGUCACCGAGCAGUUAUGCUCUGUCCAAGUGUUUCCUCCCGGAGGAGAGCACGGUGAUCGGCGUGUACUGCUCGGCCGGCGUCUGCUUGCUGCUGCUCAUCCUGGCUCACUGUUUGUGGAUGAAAGGCCUGCUGCAGUGUCUCAGCCUGUGCCUGCUGGGGAAGCACAAGUCGAUGUGACACUACAUUACCCAGCGGCCAUUGCGAUUCCAACUUGGUAUUCCUUGGAAUGUGACAAAAGAAAACGGUCUUGGUUGGUUUUGGAAAUGCUUCCCGAGACUGGGAAGGACGCGAGUUUCUAUUUUCUUCUUUUAAAGGACUCAAAGUUGUGAUAUUUAUGACGUGCUUGUGGCCUGUGUCGCACAAACUGAUGUUUAAGUUCCACUCGCGCCCCCCCGAGGGCGGCACUUGUAAUAAUGUAACCAGGUAAGAGAAGCAGCCGUCUGAGAGCCACCACUGACUUUCCAGCACUUUGCCAUAUUUUUUUCUUUCUUUUUAGCAGCCAGAGACAAAGUUUAUGAUUAUUAUAACUAAUACUUAUUUGUCAUACAUGCGUUGUUGAGCCAUGUAUUCACUGUGAACUGAUGUGAACUCGAUUGUCAUGUCAUUUAUUUUGUUUAGGGCCUUAUCUUUUAUGACACAUCUCUGAGGUAGCUCAGUUUCGGUGCCAAAUGGUUGACAUAUUUCUAAUGAACUGCUAAAUAAAUCACCACCUUUACACCU
This is a messenger RNA of Doryrhamphus excisus (bluestripe pipefish), 1958 nucleotides long. RefSeq names its product metallophosphoesterase 1 (gene mppe1). Gene Ontology annotation, biological process: GPI anchor biosynthetic process; endoplasmic reticulum to Golgi vesicle-mediated transport. Gene Ontology annotation, molecular function: phosphoric diester hydrolase activity. Lineage: Eukaryota; Metazoa; Chordata; Actinopteri; Syngnathiformes; Syngnathidae. The record is from RefSeq and is a predicted model, not a curated record. Gene Ontology annotation, cellular component: endoplasmic reticulum-Golgi intermediate compartment.